GCCAACCGCGACAGUUUCCGGGCUGGGCUGAAGGCUGCGUUCUGCACCAUGGGGUCUUGGCAGCGUUUGCUGCUGUUGGGUGGGAUGUCGCUUCGGGGUGGUGGCGGGGCCUGUGCUGCACUUCGGGGAAGCGGAGUGUUGGUUUUUCGGCGCCAGAGUAUUCUGGCACAUAAAUUUCUGCUUGAACAAUGCGUCUCUAGGACUGUGAUCAAUAGCAAGCAGCAGUUAUCUGGCGCUGAGAAUGAGACCCUAAAACAAAGAAGAACACAAAUCAUGUCACGAGGACUUCCAAAGCAGAAACCAAUAGAAGGUGUUAAACAAGUUAUAGUUGUUGCUUCUGGAAAGGGUGGAGUUGGAAAGUCUACUACAGCAGUGAAUCUUGCACUUGCACUAGCAGCGAAUGAUUCGACAAAGGCGAUCGGUUUGUUAGAUGUGGAUGUGUAUGGCCCUUCAAUUCCAAAGAUGAUGAAUCUUAAAGGAAAUCCAGAAUUAUCACAGAGCAACCUAAUGAGGCCUCUUUUGAAUUAUGGUAUUGCUUGUAUGUCUAUGGGCUUCCUGGUUGAAGAGACUGCUCCAGUUGUUUGGAGAGGCCUUAUGGUAAUGUCAGCCGUUGAGAAACUGUUGAGGCAGGUAGAUUGGGGUCAACUGGAUUAUUUAGUUGUUGACAUGCCACCAGGAACUGGAGAUGUACAAUUAUCAGUCUCACAGAAUAUUCCCAUUUCAGGUGCUGUGAUCGUCUCCACGCCCCAGGACAUUGCAUUGAUGGAUGCACACAAGGGUGCUGAGAUGUUUCGAAAAGUCCAUGUGCCUGUUCUGGGCCUUGUCCAAAAUAUGAGUGUUUUCCAGUGUCCAAAAUGUAAACACAAAACUCAUAUUUUUGGUGCUGAUGGUGCAAGGAGACUAGCACGGACCCUUGAUCUUGAUGUUCUAGGAGACAUUCCCUUACAUCUUGAUAUAAGGGAAGCUUCAGAUACAGGCCAGCCAAUUGUGUUUUCACAGCCUGGAAGUGAUGAGGUGGAAGAAACAGGUUUAGAAGAUUCAAUAAAUUUGCCUAGGUACAGAGCUGCUCCAGAUAAUAUAUGCUUUUCAUUCAUUCUCUGCGCCCUAUCUCCAAGAGUGGUGGUUGGCCCUGGGCCAGGAGACCAAACUUGCAAGGCUUUUGGACUCGGACCAGGACUUAUACCAUUGGCGCCCCAAUUCCCAGGCCUUUGGACUCGGACUGAAUUACACCACCCACUUUGCUGGUUGUCCAGCGUACAGAUGGCUGACCGUGGGACUUCUCAGCCUCCACAAUCACGUGAGCCAAUUCCUAUGAUAAAUGUCUUAUAUAAUUCAUGCAUAUCCUAUUAGUUCUCUUUCUCUGGA
Pteropus alecto (black flying fox) is the source of this 1365-nucleotide messenger RNA. RefSeq names its product nucleotide binding protein like (gene NUBPL). Lineage: Eukaryota; Metazoa; Chordata; Mammalia; Chiroptera; Pteropodidae. The transcript has 14 exons. Gene Ontology annotation, molecular function: ATP binding; ATP-dependent FeS chaperone activity; 4 iron, 4 sulfur cluster binding. Gene Ontology annotation, biological process: iron-sulfur cluster assembly; mitochondrial respiratory chain complex I assembly. The record is from RefSeq and is a predicted model, not a curated record. Bases 49 to 1350 code for a protein of 433 amino acids. Gene Ontology annotation, cellular component: mitochondrion.